UACAUUUUACUAUUAUUUCAAAAAAGGUACUGCAGUGUGAAUCUCGAUCACUUGGUGUCAGUGUAAUGACAAAUAAUGUUUUCACAUGUUUUCGUCAUAGCCACUAGACCCAUCCCCUUCUUCUAAAACCAUCACUGACAGAGCCAUUUACGUGCUCACGGCUUCCAUACAGAAUUUAGCUCUAAAAAGUCUAAUGCUGUGUUGGAGAAUGGUUGGAUUAUGGCAACGAAUGUGACGGAGGAAUUUUACGUUAGUGUACCAGUAUAGCCCUUUGAAAGCUGAUUUUAUUUCAAAUGUCCGAUCUUUACAUCAUGGAACAAAGACGACGCCAGUCAUGCAGAGAGCGGACAAAGUGGGUUGCCUAUAUCGUGAUGUUGUUUAUGUUUUGCACCAGAGCUUCAGGACAAUACCGUUAUUCAAUCUCCGAGGAAGUGAAAGAAGGAACAGUUGUUGGUAAUAUUGCUAAGGAUUUAGGUCUUGAUAAGACCACACUGAAAGAGAGAGGGUACCGUAUUGUCUACGGCACGACAGAGCCUCCUUUUCGAGUAAAUCGAGACGACGGGAUAUUGUAUGUGAAGCGAACAAUUGACAGAGAAGAAGUGUGCGACCGAAGCAAGGUUUGUGUAAUUGACUUAAAGACCGUGUUGGAAAACCCUCUGGAGGUCCACUAUGUAGCAGUGGAAAUCCUGGAUGUAAACGACCACGAACCAAGUUUCCCCGAAAAUGAAAAGAUAUUAGAGAUCCCUGAAUCUGCACUGCCAGGAGCAAGAUUUCAGCUGCAAGCUGCGCGUGAUGCUGAUAGUGGUUCAUUAUCCGUUCAGCAGUAUACCUUGAGUCAUAAUGAACAUUUUCGUUUGGAGGUGAAAGAUCGUGGUGAAGAUCGCAAAACUCCUAGUUUAAUUCUUCAAAAGCCACUUGAUCGAGAAUCUGUUCAGUCCCAUGUGUUACUCCUGACAGCCAUUGAUGGAGGUAAACCUCCACGAUCCGGUAACAUGACAAUAAUUGUUGAUGUCUUUGAUGUGAAUGAUAAUCCCCCAGUUUUCACUCAGGAUUCUUACACCGUGCAGCUAAAAGAAAAUUCUCCUGUUGGUACAACAGUUAUUCAAGUUAAUGCAACAGAUUUGGAUGACGGUUCAAAUGGUGAAGUCGUUUAUUCAUUUGGCAAUGAUGUGGAUGCACGGGCACGUGCACGUUUUGAUUUAAAUUCGGUGACUGGAGUACUUACUGUGGCAGGGUCGAUAGAUUUUGAAGAAUGUAGCAGAUACGAAAUUGACAUCCAGGCAUCCGACAAAGCUGCAGCUACACUUGCUACAGAGAAAAGCGUCAUUGUUCAUAUUGUUGAUGUAAACGACAACGCACCGGAGAUUGAAGUGACAUCUUUUUCACAUGCUCUUCCGGAAGAUUCAAAACCAGGAAUCACAGUGGCCUUGAUUAGUGUUAAAGAUUCGGACUCUGGUCUGAAUGGGCAAGUUAUGUGUUACAUAAACCGAGAGCUUCCAUUUACAAUCACGCCAUCUUUACAAAACAACAUGUAUUCUCUGGUAACCAAAUUGCGUUUGGAUAGAGAGCAGCAAUCGCAAUAUGUUGUAACAAUUGUUGCUAAAGAUGCAGGUGAACCAUCCUUAACAUCAGACAAAACAAUAAACAUUGUUGUGUCAGAUGUGAAUGAUAACAGGCCAGUGUUUUCACAGAACCCAUACACGUUUUACUUAACUGAGAACAACAACCCGGGAGCAUCUAUUUUAUCAGUGACAGCCCGCGAUCAUGACGAAGGUAGUAAUGCCCUUAUUUCAUAUCAUAUAUUAAGGGACAGAGGCGGAGAGCAUUUGCUUACAUCCUUUCUCAACAUAAACUCUGAAAACGGAGACAUUUUGGCGCUAAAAUGUUUCGACUUUGAAACUCUGAAAACGUUCCAGUUCCAAGUUGUUGCCUCCGAUUCUGGAACUCCGUCACUGAGCAGCAACGUCACAGUGAACGUGUUCAUUCUGGAUCAGAACGACAACGCUCCAGUCAUCCUGUAUCCAGUCAGCUCUAACGGUUCUGCUGAAGGUGUGGAGGAGAUUCCCCGCAAUGUGAACGCAGGACACUUGGUGACUAAAGUCAGAGCCUAUGACGCUGAUAUAGGAUAUAACGGCUGGUUACUCUUUUCACUG
Micropterus dolomieu (smallmouth bass) is the source of this 2153-nucleotide messenger RNA. Its product is annotated as protocadherin alpha-7-like. Gene Ontology annotation, biological process: homophilic cell-cell adhesion. Gene Ontology annotation, cellular component: plasma membrane. Gene Ontology annotation, molecular function: calcium ion binding. The annotation marks the transcript as partial. NCBI's taxonomy places the organism in Eukaryota, Metazoa, Chordata, Actinopteri, Centrarchiformes, Centrarchidae. The record is from RefSeq and is a predicted model, not a curated record. The transcript has a single exon.